CACGCAUAACCUCACAUUGUGAGAUCAAAACAAGAAAGUUUUCUCCGUGAUUUUUGUGCAUUUUCUUGGGAUUUCCGUCACUGCUGAGACAUGCCAAAGAUUCGACGGAGUCGCAAACAGCCCCCAGAUGGAUGGGAGUUGAUUGAGCCCACGCUGGAGGAGCUGGAACAGAAGAUGCGCGAAGCGGAAACGGAGCCACACGAAGGGAAGCGCAUCAAUGAGAGUCUGUGGCCCAUCUUUAAGAUCCACCACCAGAAGUCCCGCUACAUCUAUGACCUCUUCUACCGGCGGAAGGCCAUCAGCAGAGAGUUGUACGAGUACUGCCUGAAGGAGAAGAUCGCCGAUGGGAAUCUCAUUGCCAAGUGGAAGAAGUCCGGCUAUGAGAAUCUCUGCUGCCUGCGCUGCAUCCAGACGAGGGACACCAACUUUGGCACCAACUGCAUCUGCCGCGUGCCCAAAUCGAAGCUGGAGGAGGGCCGAGUGGUGGAGUGCGUCCAUUGCGGCUGUCGCGGCUGCUCCGGAUAAUGCUGUCCAGCCGUCAGGCGCUGGGGAUCACAAUAAAGACGCAAAGGAUGAGGAUAAAGCGUUUAUUUAUAGAGGAAGACAUUCCCAGAAUUUGGAUUAAUACUUUGCUGAUUUUGAUAUCCCGCGUCGGUGAUUCAGGGUGAAAGCGGACUAAAAUCUAAGGAUUUUGAUGAGUUACUGAAUUUAGGACUUUUUAUGUAAAAAAAAAAUUGAUUAAAGAAGUGCGACUUGAGAAAUCGUUUUCUUUGGCUGUUUGAAUUGUCUCAACUUUGCAUACUUCCCGGCGUGACUCACGAGCCUCAAGACAUCUGGUGGCAGACCGUCA
This is a messenger RNA of Phlebotomus argentipes, 850 nucleotides long. RefSeq names its product protein BUD31 homolog (gene l(1)10Bb). NCBI's taxonomy places the organism in Eukaryota, Metazoa, Arthropoda, Insecta, Diptera, Psychodidae. Bases 91 to 525 code for a protein of 144 amino acids. The record is from RefSeq and is a predicted model, not a curated record. Gene Ontology annotation, cellular component: spliceosomal complex; nucleus. The transcript has 2 exons. Gene Ontology annotation, biological process: mRNA splicing, via spliceosome.